GCUUUCAGAUAAACUUCUGUGAAAAGGCACAAAGUAAACGCAAAGCACUGAAGUUGAAUUUUGCAAAUCCACCUUUCAAAUCUACAGCAAGGUUUACUCUGAAUCCCAAUCCUACAGGAGUUCAAAACCCACACAUAGAGAGACUGAGAACACACAGCAUUGAAUCGUCAGGAAAACUGAAGAUCUCCCCUGAACAGCACUGGGAUUUCACCGCAGAGGACUUGAAAGACCUGGGAGAAAUCGGACGAGGAGCGUAUGGUUCUGUCAACAAAAUGGUCCACAAACCAAGUGGACAAAUAAUGGCAGUUAAAAGAAUUCGGUCAACAGUGGAUGAAAAAGAACAAAAGCAACUUCUUAUGGAUUUGGAUGUAGUAAUGCGGAGUAGUGAUUGCCCAUACAUUGUUCAGUUUUAUGGUGCACUCUUCAGAGAGGUAAUACACACUUCCUUUCUGCUGUCAGCAUCCUCAGCAACCGGUGACUGUUGGAUCUGUAUGGAACUCAUGUCUACCUCGUUUGAUAAGUUUUACAAAUAUGUAUAUAGUGUAUUAGAUGAUGUUAUUCCAGAAGAAAUUUUAGGCAAAAUCACUUUAGCAACUGUGAAAGCACUAAACCACUUAAAGGAAAACUUGAAAAUCAUUCACAGAGAUAUCAAACCUUCCAAUAUCCUUCUGGACAGAAGUGGAAAUAUUAAACUCUGUGACUUUGGCAUCAGCGGACAGCUUGUGGACUCUAUUGCCAAGACCAGAGAUGCUGGGUGUAGGCCGUACAUGGCACCGGAAAGAAUAGACCCAAGUGCAUCACGACAAGGCUAUGAUGUCCGCUCUGAUGUCUGGAGUUUGGGGAUCACGUUGUACGAGUUGGCCACAGGCCGAUUUCCUUAUCCAAAGUGGAAUAGUGUAUUUGAUCAACUAACGCAAGUUGUGAAAGGAGACCCCCCGCAGCUGAGUAAUUCGGAGGAAAGGGAAUUCUCCCCGAGUUUCAUCAAUUUUGUCAACUUGUGCCUUACAAAGGACGAAUCCAAAAGGCCAAAGUAUAAAGAACUUCUGAAACAUCCCUUUAUUUUAAUGUAUGAAGAACGUACUGUAGAGGUCGCAAGCUAUGUUUGUAAAAUCCUGGAUCAAAUGCCAGCAACUCCCAGCUCUCCCAUGUAUGUCGAUUGAUGCCGCUGCUACGUCAGACUCUAGAAAAAAGGGCUGAGAGGAAGCAAGACGUAAAGAAUUUUCACCCUAUCACAGUGUUUUUAUUGCUCUCCCAGACACCAUGUGCAAUAAGAUUGGUGUUUGUUUCCAUCAUGUCUGUAUACUCCCGUCACCUAGGACGUGCAUCCCCGAAGUAUCCGACUGAUCCCAGUGUUCGUGCUGGUCAGAGACCUCAUCCUGCUCUUUCCCGAUGACAUACUCAUGAAACGUGGAGACUUCCCAGUGUUCUCAAAGGAAGCGUUGCUAUGUGUCUUCCUUCAACCACACCAAGCCAUCAUUCUCCGUAUCUCCCGGGGACUCAACUUCCUGUCUGCUGUCAACUUCCCGUCCGGCUCUGCGCAGGGUCACUUUGCCAUUCUACAGUGGAGAUCAAAGCAGUUCUGACUGUCCAGGAGCUAAGCUGAUCUGACUGUUCUGUUGUGUGGAUGACCACAUCAAAGCAAUUUUAGUGUAUUAAUCAUAGAUUAUUAUAAACUAUAAACUUAAGGGCAAGGAGUUUAUUACAAUGUAUCUUUAUUAAAACAAAAGGGUGUAUAGUGUUCACAGACUGUGAAAAUAGUGUAAGAACUGUACAUUGUGAGCUCUGGUUAUUUUUCUCUUGUAUCAUAGAAAAAUGUAUAAAAAUUAUCAAAAAGCUAAUGUGCAGGGAUAUUGCCUUAUUUGUCUGUAAAAAUGGAGCUCAGUAACAUAACUGCUUCUUGGAGCUUUGGAAUAUUUUAUCCUGUAUUCUUGUUUGAAAUCCUCCUCUAUUUAAGAUAUAUACAUGGAAUCGAAGUGUUUAUGUAAUAGUUCUAUCCUUUUGCCUGCAGGUCAGUUGUAAUAAAUCUAGGAUGUGAUGAUGACUUUGUAAUUUGAUUUUCUGAAGUCAGACCCUGAGAGGGGAAGAUUAAGUAAAUUCCAUUAAAUUAUCUGUGAGUUUCACCUUG
Myotis lucifugus (little brown bat) is the source of this 2125-nucleotide messenger RNA. It is a transcript of the gene MAP2K4, whose product is annotated as mitogen-activated protein kinase kinase 4. Lineage: Eukaryota; Metazoa; Chordata; Mammalia; Chiroptera; Vespertilionidae. Gene Ontology annotation, biological process: MAPK cascade; protein phosphorylation. The record is from RefSeq and is a predicted model, not a curated record. The transcript has 13 exons. The coding region runs from base 273 to 1160 and encodes 295 amino acids. Gene Ontology annotation, molecular function: ATP binding; JUN kinase kinase activity.